Messenger RNA from Macrosteles quadrilineatus (aster leafhopper), 1135 nucleotides. RefSeq lists its product as uncharacterized. The record is from RefSeq and is a predicted model, not a curated record. Bases 167 to 1135 code for a protein of 322 amino acids. Lineage: Eukaryota; Metazoa; Arthropoda; Insecta; Hemiptera; Cicadellidae. The transcript is spliced from 5 exons.
GAACCGGUAAAAUUUUUCCUCCAGUAGUAUCGUGUGAUAUUCUUGUUAUGUGAUUUGUAUCUUUCAACUGAUAUUACAUUACUUAUUCCGCUCAGUUAAUAUUUUGUGUUAACUUCACUAUAAUCCACAUAGAACAUCAGUGCGUUGAUCUGGAAUAUUGUUUCCAAUGCCUCCUGUGCCUCGUCUCUCGUCAUCCUCCUACUGGAUCCCGCCAAACCGUCGAAUCAGCACUAUGAACAGCACAGGCACCUCAUCCAGCGCCGGGGACUCUGGGGACUCCAGGAGUUCAAAGGACUCCACUCCUCGUAACUACGUGGACCCGUGGGACCUGGAGAACUACGCCUACCUACGUCGUCACUGCGCCGACGCUGAGGACUCAGACCCUGUGGUAUCCUUGUCUACCAAUGGUCUCGACUCGGCACACUCAGACUUCUACUUCGUCCCAGCGAGACAACCUCUGGCUCAGAUACCUCAGCCUUACAGGCCUCGAAGGUCUUCACUGAUGGUAACGGCUGAGGAAGCAGCAGCGGCUCUCAUAGAGGAGGAAGACUUCUACAACCCCCGCUGUGAGAUGAGACCUCCACCUUGUGUACACCAGGUGGCCAGACGACACUCUUGUGCUCCUGCCAUGACUGCCUGCACCGACCAUCUCCUCAGUCUACAUCCUGCUCUCAUAGAGGAGGAAGACUUCUACAACCCUCGCUGUGAGAUGAGACCUCCACCUUGUGUACACCAGGUGGCCAGACGACACUCUUGUGCUCCUGCCAUGACUGCCUGCACCGACCAUCUCCUCAGUCUACAUCCUGAGGAGGAAGACUUCUACAACCCCCGCUGUGAGAUGAGACCUCCACCUUGUGUACACCAGGUGGCCAGACGACACUCGUGUGCUCCUGCCAUGACUGCCUGCACCGACCAUCUCCUCAGUCUACAUCCUGAGGAGGAAGACUUCUACAACCCCCGCUGUGAGAUGAGACCUCCACCUUGUGUACACCAGGUGGCCAGACGACACUCUUGUGCUCCUGCCAUGACUGCCUGCACCGACCAUCUCCUCAGUCUACAUCCUGGUAAGUCCCUUGCCGUUUUAUGUUCAGUAAGCUCUCAUAGAGGAGGAAGACUUCUACAACCCCCGCUGUGA